Molecule: messenger RNA, 1099 nt
Organism: Drosophila melanogaster (fruit fly)
Lineage: Eukaryota; Metazoa; Arthropoda; Insecta; Diptera; Drosophilidae
Exons: 2
Coding region: 74-1045 (323 amino acids)
Cellular component (GO): mitochondrial inner membrane
Molecular function (GO): GTP binding
Source: RefSeq, marked reviewed
UUGUUACGUCACUGGCCAACAGCUGUUUGAAAGUUUUGAUUUGGAUUCGCUAGCAUUACAUGGAUUCCGCAUCAUGGCAGCGCAGCUGAAUCCAUUCCGCAAUGCCUUCCGGCUGCCGUCCAAGCAGCGCAUCAACUGGUUUCCCGGCCACAUGACCAAGGGUAUGCGGCAAAUUCAGCAAAAACUACGAAAUGUAGACUGCAUAGUCGAGAUUCACGAUGCACGCAUCCCAUUGGCGGGCAGAAACUCCCAGUUCUUUGACACAAUCACCGGAAGUGGUGUUAAACCGCAUAUUCUGGUGCUGAACAAAGUCGAUCUGCUGGGCGCCAAACAGCAGAAGAGCGUGCUCCAGCAGCUGAGGAGACAGCAGCCCGAACUGCAGCACAUCCUGUUCACCAACUGCAAGGAUCAGCGCAACAACGGCGUGCUGGACAUCCUGCCCCUGGCAACGCGCCUCGUGAGCGAGAGCAGUCGCUUCAAUCGCACCCAAGCUGCCGAGCACAAUCUGAUGAUCAUCGGCGUGCCCAAUGUGGGCAAGAGUUCCGUGAUCAAUGUGCUGCGAAAUGUGCAUCUCAAGAAGAAGAGCGCCGCACGCGUGGGUGCCGAGGCGGGUAUAACUCGAUCCGUCGGCGAACGCAUCAAAAUCCAAGAGAAUCCGCCUGUUUACAUGAUCGACACACCCGGCAUCCUCCAGCCCUCCAUUAAGGAUGAUGAAAUGGGCAUGAAACUGGCCCUGGUGGGCUGCCUUCCCGAUCAUAUUGUGGGCGAGGAUCUGAUAGCCGACUAUCUGCUGUACUGGCUGAAUAGCCACCGCAAAUACGACUACGUGGAGAUGCUAAAGCUCAGCUCCGGACCCAGUGACGACAUCAGCGCCGUGCUGGCGGAGUACGCUCAUCGGGAGGAGCUAUUCCACAAGGUCAAGCAGUACGACGGACGCGUGGAGGUGAUGACAAAUUUAUUGGCGGCCGCGCGAAAGUUCAUUCACUUCUUUCGCUCCGGCCAGUUGGGUCACAUGAAUCUGGACGAACCCAGUGGUUUCAGAUAGCUAUACAUAUGUAUGAAUUAAACUUAGGGGCUUAGAUUAAAGACUGAACAGUCG